AUGUCACUUUUCGGACUUUUUGUCUUGCUCCUCCAAUUGACUCUGCCAUCUGCUACACCUUUAAUCGCCGAGGGACCACAAGGAUCGUGCUGCCCCUGCAUAUUGUACCCGUGGAGAGGUCGUGAUCCUCAAGAAAAUUCUGACCUAGCAUGUCAAACCUGCGUCCUCGAUCUGCUCCGAACUCCUCAGGAUCUCCGCCCCAACCACAACAACGAGUACCACGACUACAACUCAAAAAUGCAUCGCGACGAGUAUUCUCAAGACUACGGUCACGACCACAUCUGGAGUCGCAACCUCGUCGGCCACAACCACCACAACGUCAUCCGCAACAAUCAUCUCCACAUCACUCUCGACUGCAACUACCACUCAAAUUGUACCGGUCACCUUAUAUCAGACAUCGCAUACUACCUCUGUGACAACAAUGCCUGCUGGCACAACUACUCAAUAUACUCAACAAACGGGUUGCUCCAAAUACACUGGGCGAUGUUGCGCCUGGUUGUCCGUCCGAACUUCGACCAAUCAUCCUCGACCUUGCGAGCAAAAGGCUGCAGCUGUUACGUGACUUCGCAGCCAGCCUCCACACAAGUGGUCACGGCAACAACAAAGACAAGCUCGACCAAAACUAGUACCACAACUGUUAGCACCAUUUUCGUACCCUUUAGAACGACGACUGUGACAUUGACCGUGGUAAUCGGAGCAAUGUCAACCACAACGACGACCAGCAUCACCACUGCAACCGAACAGAGCUUUUCGACCGUCUACGAAACUGUGACCAGCACAACUACAUCAACAGCCACUGGCCCGACGGUCACAGCGACUGUCACCGUACCAGUCGGGUAUACACAGACACAUAGGAAGGACUUGGUCUUUUCCUAACAGGUGGCCAGACGUCUAUUCCGAAUGAGCCGAUGCCACAGUUAACGUAAGUACCCUCGAAAGUUCUCACCGGUCUCAGGCGGGUGAGAGAGCUUCACAAGAGGAGAUGAAACUUUCUUAGCUGGAACAUCUGUGGAUGAACUGGAAAGCGAUUAUGAG
Paraphaeosphaeria sporulosa is the source of this 1035-nucleotide messenger RNA. RefSeq lists its product as uncharacterized. The coding region runs from base 1 to 876 and encodes 291 amino acids. The transcript is spliced from 2 exons. The record is from RefSeq and is a predicted model, not a curated record. NCBI's taxonomy places the organism in Eukaryota, Fungi, Ascomycota, Dothideomycetes, Pleosporales, Didymosphaeriaceae.